This is a messenger RNA of Myripristis murdjan (pinecone soldierfish), 3642 nucleotides long. Its product is annotated as protein NLRC3-like. Gene Ontology annotation, molecular function: protein binding. The record is from RefSeq and is a predicted model, not a curated record. The transcript has 10 exons. Lineage: Eukaryota; Metazoa; Chordata; Actinopteri; Holocentriformes; Holocentridae. Bases 79 to 3642 code for a protein of 1187 amino acids.
CAAGAAGAAAAAAGAAAGAAAGAAAGAAAGAAAGAAAGAAAGAAAGAAAGAAAGAAAGAAAGAAAGAAACUCGUCAUCAUGGGACAAACCGCUUCUGCUGCUGACUUAAAUCAGAAGAUGAGUGACUGUGAGAAGGAAGAGGAGGGCAGAGCAGAGUCUGCAGUGUCCAGCUGUCUGUCCAUGAAGAGCGACCGGUCUAGAAGAGAACCUCCAUUCUUCAGUGCUGAACCUGGACCUUCAGACACAAAAGGUUCCUACCACAGAGCAGAGUCUGCAGUGUCCAGCCGUCUGUCCAUGAAGAGUGACUGGUCUAAAGAUCGACCUCCAUUCUUCAGUGUUGAACCUGGACCUUCAGACACAAAAGGUUCCUGCCACAGAGCAGAGUCUGCAGUGUCCAGCUGUCUGUCCAUGAAGAGCGACUGGUCUAAAGAUCGACCUCCAUUCUUCAGUGAUGGACCUGGACCUUCAGACACAAAGGACAGGAAAAGGAGUCGAGGUGAUGUGAAGGAGCAGCUGUCCUGCUGUGCUUUGUGCCAGGAGCUCCUGAGGGAUCCAGUCUCCACCAGCUGUGGACACUGGUUCUGCAGACGGUGCAUCACCUCAUACUGGGACCAGUCUGAUCCAUCAGGAGAUCCUGCCUGUCCCCAGUGUGGAGAAAGAUCCAGAACAAGACCUGGACUGCAGACACCCAGUCAAACCAGCCCAGUGGACGGCGGUCUGCAGGAGGUUUUAGACGAGCAUAAGAUCAGUCUGAGGAGGAGAUGUGAAUUUGUGACAGAAGGAACUGCUGCAGCAGGAAGUGGAACCCCCCUCAACAGGAUCUACACUGAGCUCUACAUCACACAGGGACGAAGGGAAGAGGUUAAUACCCAACAUGAGGUGUGGCAGCUGGAGACAACAUCCAAGAUGGAGACCCUCCAUGACACUCCAAUCCGGUGCCAGGACAUCUUUAAAGCCUUACCUGGCCAAGACACACACAUCAGAGUAGUUGUGACGCAGGGCGUUGCCGGGAUUGGGAAAACCUUCUCAGUGCAGAAGUUCACUCUGGACUGGGCAGAGGGCUUGGAAAACCAGCAUGUCAGUCUUGUGGUUCUGCUUUCGUUCCGGGAGCUGAACUUGAUCAAAGAUGAGCGCUACAGUCUUCUCCAGCUGCUCCGUGUUUUCCAUCCAACAUUACAGACGGUCACAGCAGAGAAGCUCGCCGUCUGUACAGUCGUGUUCAUCUUUGACGGCCUGGAUGAAAGCAGGUUUUUAUUGGAUUUCCAGAACAAUGAGGUCGUGUCUGAUGUCACACAGACGUCAUCAGUAGACGUGCUGUUGACAAACCUCAUCAAGGGGAAGCUGCUUCCCUCGGCUCUCCUCUGGAUAACUUCCAGACCUGCGGCGGCCAAUCAGAUCCCUCCUACAUGUGUUGACAGGGUAACAGAAGUCCGAGGGUUCACUGACCUCCAGAAGGAGGAGUACUUCAGGAGGAGAUCCAGUGAUGAGGAGCUGUGCAGCAGAAUCAUCUCACACAUCAAGGCGUCCAGGAGCCUCCACAUCAUGUGCCACAUCCCAGUCUUCUGCUGGAUCACUGCUACAGUUCUGGAGCACAUGUUGACUACAGACCAGAGAGGAGAGCUGCCCAAGAGCCUGACUGACAUGUACUCACACUUCCUGCUGGUUCAGACACAGAGGAAGAAGCACAAGUACAAUGAGAGACAUGACAGGAGUCAGCAGGAGCUGAUGGAGACUGACAGGGAAGUUCUUCUGAAGCUGGGCAGGCUGGCGUUUGAACAUCUGGAGAAAGGCAACCUGAUGUUCUACCAAGAAGACCUGGAGGAGUGUGGUCUUGAUGUCACAGAGGCCUCGGUGUACUCAGGAGUGUGCACAGAGAUCUUCAAAACCGAGUGUGUGCUCUUCCAGAGAAAAGUCUACUGCUUUGUUCAUCUGAGCAUUCAGGAGUUUCUGGCUGCAGUCUACAUCUUCCACUGCUACACCAACAGCAACACAGAGGUACUGGCCAGAGUCAUGAGGGAAGAAUGUGAUGACAGAAAGCCAUCGUUGGAUAUCUUCCUGGAGAGAGUCAUGUCUGAAGCCCUGCGGAGCAAAAAUGGUCACCUGGACCUCUUUGUCCGUUUCCUUCAUGGCCUCUCACUGGAGUCCAACCAGAGGCUCUUAGGAGGCCUGCUGGGUCAGACAGAGAGCAGACCAGAAGACAUCCAGAGAGUCAUCAACAACCUGAAGGAGAGGAACACCUCCAGUGUCUCACCUGACAGAAGCAUCAACAUCUUCCACUGUUUGAUGGAGAUGAACGACCUCUCAGUAAAUGAGAAUAUCCAAAAGUUCCUGAAGUCAGAGAACAGAUCAGAGAAGUGGCUCUCUGAGAUCCAGUGCUCAGCUCUGGCCUACAUGCUGCAGAUGUCAGAGGAGGUUCUGGAUGAGUUGGACCUGAAGGAGUACAACACAUCAGAUGAGGGACGAGGGAGACUGAUCCCAGCUGUGAGGAACUGCAGGAAGGCUCGACUUUCUGGCUAUGGACUCUCAGAGACUCACUGUGAAACUGUGGCCUCGGCCCUGAAGUCCAACCCCCAUCUGACAGAGCUGGACCUGAGUGAGAACCAGCUGCUGCAGGAUUCAGGAGUGGAGCUGCUGUCUGCUGGACUGGAGAGUCCAAACUGCAGACUGAAGACUCUCAGACUGAGUGACUGCAGGUUGACAGGGAGCAGCUGUGCUUCUCUGGCCUCGGCUCUGAAGUCCAACCCCCAUCUGACAGAGCUGGACCUGAGUGGGAACGAGCUGCAGGAUUCAGGAGUGAAGCUGCUGUCUGCUGGACUGGAGAGUCCAAACUGCAGACUGGAGCUGCAGACAGAUGGUCUCCUUCAGCGCUGCUACAGGUUAGAAGUAGAGAGUAAUGAGUCCUCUCAGAGCCAGGGUGAUCUACAGAUACCCCAUACAGAACAUGGCACAACACUAACCUGUAAAAAGUGUCUCACUUUUUAUGAGACCUAUGUUGAGCUAAGCCCUGCCCAGAUAGAGAAGCUGACCGAGGAGACCCAAGUGCAGAGUGCAUCACAACUGUGGCACGAUGCAAGGAAGCUUCGACUGACUGCCAGCACAGCAAAGAAAGUCCCCAAACGGAGCAGAACUAACCCACAAAAAUUCCUCAACGAACACUUACACCCCACCUUCACUGGCAACACAGCAACAAAUUAUGGCAAAGAGAAUGAGGAAAAAGCCAUUCAGCUCAUGGAAGGACAGGGGCACACUGUGGAGAGGAAAGGCCUGGUGGUGUGUCCUGACCAUCCCUGGUUUGGAGCCAGCCCAGAUGGAAUUUUGGACUCCACACAGCUCCUCGAGAUUAAGUGUCCACUGAAGUGUCCCAUUGCAGACUUUCUCAGUCGGCCAAAUGGUGAUAUCAGAUGCUCAAGUGAUGGGAACUAUGUCAUUUUCCCUAAUGGACCAAGUGGAUACUACCUCCAGACACAGCUGACAAUGAUGUGCCUGGGUCUACAGAGCUGCAAGCUGGUCAUCUGGACACCAACUGAGCACCUGGAGCUGGACAUGCCAUUUGACAAAGACUAUGCAGAUCAGGUCCCUGAUUGUGAAACCACGGUCCCCCAUCACCUCGUCUCCAGCACGCAAGUAGUCCAGAAACCCUGA